Molecule: messenger RNA, 1600 nt
Organism: Gastrolobium bilobum
Lineage: Eukaryota; Viridiplantae; Streptophyta; Magnoliopsida; Fabales; Fabaceae
Exons: 3
Coding region: 17-1600 (527 amino acids)
Source: RefSeq, a predicted model, not a curated record
ACCCUUUUUGUUAUCCAUGGUUGGUCUAAGAGAAUCAUGGUGUUUCUGCAAAGGGGUGAGCAAGUCAGAGAGAAUGAAAGCCACCAUUUUUUCAGGCAAAGGGCAAGCCAUGGCCACAAUAUCCGGCGCUUCCAGUGGGGUCGGAUUCUUGAUCCACCGGAACCUCCUCUUGACAACCCACACCAACCUCCCCUCCGCCGUCGCGGUCGACUGCUCCGAGAUCCGGCUGCACAACGGCGUCGCUGCCACUCUUGUACCCCAGAGGUUUUUCAUUACAAGUUCUGUAUUAGACCUUACAAUAGUGGGUUUAGAUGAUGCGGAUGGAGAAUCAGAUGGCCAGAGUCAGUACCCUCACUACUUGAAGACCUGUUGUAAAACCAACCUUGAUCUUGGAAGUGUUGUUUACCUUUUAGGCUACAAUGAGAAACAAGAACUCACUGUUGGGGAAGGGAAGGUUGUCAUAGCCACUGACAAUCUCAUAAAACUGUCAACUGAUGGGAUUCAAUGGAACCCGGGUUCUGCAGGUUUUGAUGUACAUGGAAAUCUAGCAUUUAUGAUAUGUGAUCCAAUGAAAUUAGCCACAUCACCAGAUACCAAAUCCUCUUCAACUUCUUCCUCAUCCUCAUCCUCUUGUACGAAGGAUCUUCCUAUGCAAUUUGGUAUACCAAUUCCUGUAAUAUGUGAUUGGUUAAACCAGCAUUGGGAAGGAACUCUUGAUGACCUUAACAAACCAAAAUUACCACUCAUUCGCUUAAUGUCUACUGGUUCGAAGAGUGAGCAUUCAUGUGCUUCCUUCACACUCAGACAAGUUUUCAAGUCAACAGAUACUGGAAAUGCUGCCACCCCUUCUUCAUCAAACUGUGUCUCAAAGGGUCAAAGUUCUUCUGCUGUUACCAAUAUUGUUGAAGAACAAAAACAAAGCUUGAUCAUUAAUCCCAAUGCUGCACAUGUACAGGGAAUUCCUACUCCAGAAAUAUAUGAAUCACCAAGAAUUAAUGCCGUGCCACUCAGAAAGAAAGAAAAUACACAAAUACAGCUUUUGGACAUUAACUUUCCUCCCAGAAUUGUUCAACCUGAAGUUUUGCCACAACCAUCCAAAAUUCUGCAUCCAAAGUCUGCUGAAAAUUUUGUGGAGGGUCCUUUACCCGAAAACCGGUUAGGAGAACAAAACCAAGAUAGAAAACUUGCAACUCCUAGUGAAGAAGUUGCCUCAACACUUUCUGUUAAUGUAGCUGAAAAUGAUGUUCAGUUUUGUUCAUCUCCCAUGGAAGUAUCAGAGAUGCACAAUGAAUAUAGUAGCGAAGGAGAGACUAUGUACUCUGCAGAAACUGCAGAGUCUCGCAAUUAUACAACUCCUAAAGAGGUAAAGUUUCAACAAGUAGGAAGGAGCCAAAGUUGUGUUCGUUACAAUAGAUGGGGUACUGCACAAAGGAACCAAGGUUCUCAUGGGAAAAAGAUGUAUUCACAAGAAGCAACUUCUCAGAGGAGUAAUGACUAUUACAACCCCACUGUCUCUUCAAUCAUGAAGCGCAACCCUGAACACACUAUUAGACUCCGACAAACUCCUGUUCAUUCUUCUUCCCCCAAAUGGAUGUUUUGA